UACACUUGGCUUCUAAACUCAGCUCUACACCAGCCCUGGAAGUACUCUCGAUAGUACACACAGGCACAAAGGACUUCAUCUAUUUCAGCCACCUUUAAACGAUCACACGGGAGAUCUCAGCUGACCGAAGAAGGCAUCUCACUCAGCGUCAAAAGGAGGUGUAUGUAUUCACUCUCCUAACGGGUUGGAACUUUUCUUAGAUAAAUAAUCAGGAAUAAGUCUCUUCUUCAAAAAUGUCAAAACAGCCAGCUUCAAAUGUCAGAAGCAUUCAGGCUAACAUCAACAUCCCCAUGGGCGCUCUUUUACCUGGAGCAGGUCAGCCACCUAAAAGAAAGGAAUUUACCGAACCCGAUGAGGGUCUUCCUACUCCAUCAGAAGAGGAAAAGAAAAAGAACCUCCCAGGUGCCAAGAAGCUACCAGGCCCAGCUGUUAACCUGUCAGAGAUCCAGAACAUAAAGAGUGAGCUGAAAUUUGUCCCAAGAGCUGAACAGUAACAGAAAUGAAAAGGCAAGCAGAAGGUCUGUCAAGGCACGUAUGGAGAAGCUAAAUGGAUUGUACUGAAGAAAGCUAAUUGAAAUAGUUUAUAUAUUUAUAUGAUAACUAUAAGCACCCUCCAUAAAAUAUAUUUACACCUUUA
Messenger RNA from Elgaria multicarinata webbii, 637 nucleotides. RefSeq names its product small muscle protein X-linked (gene SMPX). Gene Ontology annotation, cellular component: costamere; muscle tendon junction; M band. The coding region runs from base 234 to 494 and encodes 86 amino acids. The transcript is spliced from 5 exons. NCBI's taxonomy places the organism in Eukaryota, Metazoa, Chordata, Lepidosauria, Squamata, Anguidae. The record is from RefSeq and is a predicted model, not a curated record.